CACGUUUGUUGCAAGCUCAGCCUGAGGGUCAAUCUAUAAAAGAGGCUGCUUACUGUGACUCUGUCUGCUCAGUGACUGCAGAGAGUCCCUGUCCUCCACCCUCCGACAUGAAGGUUCUGCUCGCUUCCAUUCUCUUAGGAUGCCUCGUAGGAUUUUCUGCAGCCUUUUGGGUCACAGAUCCACCAGUGAAAUGGUGCCUAAAAUCUGCUAAGGAGAAGAAGAAGUGUGAUGAUCUGGCUGCCAAAGCAGAAGCUAAAUUCGCCUGCGUUUUGCGCUCGGGGACCGAUGAGUGCAUCACAGCCAUCAAGGAAGGCCAGGCAGAUGCCAUCACACUGGAUGGGGGAGACAUUUACAAAGCUGGUCUCAAGAAUUAUGACCUCAAACCUAUCAUCGCAGAACACUACGGAAAAGAUACAGAAACCUGUUAUUAUGCUGUUGCUGUGGUGAAGAAAACCAGCAACUUUGGGUUACAUCAGCUGAAGGGGAAGAAGACAUGCCACACAGGUCUGAACAAGUCUGCAGGGUGGAACAUGCCCAUUGGAACAUUGGUGUCCAAUGGUGACAUUAAAUGGACAGGGCAGGAGGAUGUCCCCCUUGAGAAGGUGGUUUCAGAGUUCUUCUCCGCCAGCUGUGUUCCCGGUGCUACUCCUGGUUCUAAUCUGUGCCAGCUGUGCAAGGGUGACUGCUCCCGCUCCCACAAAGAACCGUACUACGAUUAUGCUGGAGCCUUCCAGUGCUUGAAGGAUGAUGCUGGUGAAGUUGCCUUUGUGAAGCAUCUGACAGUCCCCUCCUCAGAGAAGGCGGAAUACGAGCUACUGUGCAAAGACGGUACCAGGAAGAGCAUUGAUGAGUACAAAGAUUGCCAUUUGAGCAGAGUCCCUGCCCAUGCCAUUGUUAGCCGCACGGAUCCUGAAUUAGCAGAUAACAUCUGGGAGAGUCUACAACACACUGGGGGUUUCCCCCUCUUCUCAUCUGAAGCCUAUGAAGGCAAAGACCUUAUGUUUAAGGACUCCACCACUCAACUUGUUCGGGUGCCUAAUAACACCGAUUCCUACUCAUACCUGGGUGCCGAAUACAUGAGUAUCAUUGGGUCUCUGCAUAAAGAGGGAAGCUCAGAGGCGCAGACCAGCUCCAUUAAGUGGUGCGCCGUGGGCCAUGCUGAGACCGGCAAGUGUGACAAGUGGUCCUUGGAAAAUGUUGAGGCCAAGAUUGAGUGUCAGCAGGGGAAGACUGUGGAAGACUGCCUAAGAAAGAUUAUGCGCAAAGAGGCAGAUGCCAUGGCAAUCGAUGGCGGUCAGGUGUAUACAGCAGGGAAGUGUGGGUUGGUACCAGUGAUGGUAGAGCAAUAUGACGCAGCCAACUGUGGCUCCUCAGUGAAGACAACCUCGUCUUACUUUGCGGUGGCUGUGGUGAAGAAAGGCUCGGGCCUCACCUGGGGCACACUGAAGGGGAAGAAGUCAUGUCACACAGGCCUUAGCCGCACAGCAGGAUGGAACAUCCCUAUGGGUCUCCUCCACCAGGAAAGCAAGGAGUGUGACUUCUCCAAAUACUUCAGCCAGAGCUGUGCCCCGGGGGCAGAUCCCGAAUCCUCGCUGUGUGCUCUCUGUGUGGGCGAUGGCAAGCAAAUAAAUGACCCAGUCUACAAAUGUAAGCCCAGAGCUGAGGAGCAGUUCUAUGGCUACGCUGGAGCCUUCAGGUGUCUGGUGGAAGGUGGUGGAGAUGUUGCCUUUAUUAAGCAUACUACUGCCCAGGAGAACAGCGAUGGAAAUGGUGCUCCGUGGGCUAAAGAUGUGAGGUCUGAAGACUAUGAGCUUCUGUGCCCCUCUGGUCCAAAAGAAACGCUGCCUCUAAGUGAAUUCAAGAACUGCCAUCUGGCUGAGGUGCCGGCUCACGCUGUGGUGACACGCCCUGAACGCCGGCAGGAUGUGGUGUCUAUUCUCAAUGAUCAGCAGACCAGGUUUGGCGGGUCUGGCUCCGAAGACUUUAAAAUGUUCCAGUCAGAAGAAGGCAAAAACCUCCUUUUCAAAGACUCCACCAAAUGCCUCCAGGAGAUUCCAUCUCUGAACAGCUUUGAAGACUUUCUGGGGAAGGAAUAUGUACAAGCUAUCAAAGCUUUGCGGGAAUGUGCUAGCAGUGUGCCAGAACUGGAGCAGGCCUGCACAUUCCACUCGUGCCAGCAGAAAUCAUAGAAGAAUGAUCUACAUUCACACCUGGACCUUGGUCAGCAGAGUCCUUCACAGAAGACCAUAAUUGGGAAAGUUCAAACAGCAAUAAAGUGUACAUUAAACUCUA
Brienomyrus brachyistius is the source of this 2292-nucleotide messenger RNA. Its product is annotated as serotransferrin-1-like. Gene Ontology annotation, cellular component: extracellular region; recycling endosome; early endosome. Lineage: Eukaryota; Metazoa; Chordata; Actinopteri; Osteoglossiformes; Mormyridae. The record is from RefSeq and is a predicted model, not a curated record. The transcript has 17 exons. Gene Ontology annotation, biological process: antibacterial humoral response; iron ion transport. The coding region runs from base 108 to 2189 and encodes 693 amino acids.